AUGUUGGGUUAUUGUUUAAAGUCAAUUUUUUUGGUGCUUAUUUGUAACACUCUUGGACAAUCCAAGAGCAUGGGCACAUGUGAUGUAUCAAUGCUUUCAAGGGUUUCACAGGAUUUAGAUUUAAGCGACAUAGAUUGGUGUUCAUAUGCGUUAGAGUGUUUGAAAAAUAUGAAACAUGCAUGGAAUUCCAUGAGCGACACAUCUUACUAUGUUGUUCCUAUUAACCUAUUGACGCUUAUAUACAUGGAGCAUGUUUCAUGUGUUGCGGUUACAAUCGACCGCGGAAGACCUGCUAUAUGUUAUUGGGAUGUGGAAACCAUGCGCUUACGUGAGGAGUAUGAGAUCAAAAAUGGUGGUAUCGGUACUGGUGAACUUCAGGAUCCUUACAUACCACAGGAUGAUAAUGCCGACACUGUCAACUCGGAGAAUGGAUCAGUUGAGGAAUACCUUUCCACCAUUGAAAGUAUGUUCAACAAGCUUGUUGAGGAUAACCAUUUGUUUGAAUCAAAACUUGGAGAAGCAAUCGAAAGGCAUCCUCUUAUUUGUGAUUUCUACGAAUGGAAAGCCAAGAUCAGAAUCUUCCUGAAUGAAGCAUCCGGGAAAUAUGGAGGUGGCAGUUCUACCGAUGCAAGCAACAUUGGACCUUUAUCCCAAUGGUGGUCAGACAACGCAUAA
This is a messenger RNA of Lactuca saligna, 675 nucleotides long. The record is from the annotation of a GenBank genome assembly. NCBI's taxonomy places the organism in Eukaryota, Viridiplantae, Streptophyta, Magnoliopsida, Asterales, Asteraceae.